Molecule: messenger RNA, 4928 nt
Organism: Thalassophryne amazonica
Lineage: Eukaryota; Metazoa; Chordata; Actinopteri; Batrachoidiformes; Batrachoididae
Gene: arfip2b
Product: ADP-ribosylation factor interacting protein 2b
Exons: 10
Coding region: 144-1292 (382 amino acids)
Biological process (GO): intracellular protein transport; regulation of Arp2/3 complex-mediated actin nucleation
Cellular component (GO): trans-Golgi network membrane
Molecular function (GO): protein domain specific binding; phospholipid binding
Source: RefSeq, a predicted model, not a curated record
GUAGUUGAGUAGUUAUUUCCUCCCCCCAUUUUGGUGAGAAAAAACACGUCGUUUUUCUUUAAGUGGGAUGCUGUGUCGUUAGCCUGUACUUAGCUUGUAGCUGUUUUCACGUCGGGAUCAAAAUCACUCCGACGUAGUGCAUUAUGACAGACAGCAUUAUGAGCAAAGCUGCAACAAUGGAGAUUCCUAUCAACAGUAAUGGUGACACAGGGACUUCACCAGAGGAUGAUGGCCUGGAACAGGCUGCAAAGGUGCAGUGGAGCUUAAAUGAGAAGGUAGGAAGCUCCAGAGGCACCAGGGACUUGCAGCAGGUGAUGGUAUCGGGACCUAAUCUAAAUGAGACGAGCAUUGUAUCUGGGGGUUAUGGUGGAACAGCAGAGGGCAUCAUCCCUACCAGCUCUAUCAAAGGCCCUGCUGUGCGCUACAAGUCAGAGUUUAACAAAAGGAUACCACUUACAGCAAUAGGCUCCAACAUGCAUCACAGUAGCAGUAGCUCUUCCAUGAUGGCAGAGGAAGCAACCAAAGGAGUGGCUGUAGAAAAAAUAGAACUAAUGAAGAAAUGGGGUCUCAACACUUACAAGUGCACAAAGCAGAUGAUUUCGGAGCGUUUUGGUCGGGGUUCCCGGACUGUGGACCUAGAAUUGGAAGCUCAGAUUGAAGUGCUAAGAGACACUAAAAGGAAAUACCAGAACGUGCUGCGAUUGGCCAAAGCACUGACCAAUCACUUCUACAACAUGGUGCAAACGCAACAUGCGUUGGGUGACAUUUUUGCAGACCUGAGUCAGAAAUCUCCAGAGCUACGGGAUGAGUUUGGCUACAAUGCAGAGACUCAGAAGUUGCUGUGUAAGAACGGCGAGACUCUGCUGGGUGCCAUUAACUUCUUUGUGUCCAGUAUCAAUACACUGGUUAACAAGACCAUGGAAGACACACUGAUGACAAUCAAGAUGUUUGAGAAUGCCAGACUGGAGUUUGAUGCCUACCGGUCAGACUUGGAGGAACUGAGUGUGGGUCCAAGAGAUGCUGCAACUGUAGCUUCUUUAGAAUCUGCCCAGCAGCAGUACGAAGUUCACAAGGACAAAUAUGAACGCCUCCGCUCAGAUGUCAUGAUUAAACUCAAGUUCUUGGAGGAAAAUAAGAUUAAAGUGAUGCAUAAACAGCUCCUCCUUUUCCAUAAUGCCAUCUCAGCGUACUUUGCUGGCAAUCAGGAGCAGCUGGAACAGACACUGAAGCAGUUCAACGUAAAGCUGAGGCCCCUGGGGGCCGAUAAACCUUCCUGGUUAGAGGAGCAGUGAGCGGACCUCCUGGAUCUGUUAUCUUCUGUCCCACCUCGACCUGUUAACCCGAUGAAACCCCCAAUUUACAGCGGGCCACUGUAGAGAGAAACACAGAGAUGACUGGGUGGAUGAAGAUAGGUGCAAGAGGCACAUGCAGCUAGCUGUGUGGACAGAGUGGCAGGAUAUUAAGUACGUAAUUGCAGCAGGAAACCAAGUAGCCACUGUCACGAACAGCGAGGGGGCUGUUAGUGCCUCUCUUCCCAUUUCCUUUUCUAACCCUAAAUCUCUUUGUGCUUUAUUCCAUAAAAAACUGUACAUCUCUCCCCCAUCUCCUCUCCCAUAUGAAUGAAGUCCUUCUUAUCAGAGCACUGUUUGCAGGGUGAGGAUGUGUUGGUCAGGUUUAUGGUCCCUGUUGGACUCCUCAAGUGCUCUGAGGUUAAUUUCACCCCCUGUCAAUCACAAAGAAAAAGUGGUUAAACCAUUAGGCCUACAAAAACACACUUCAUCAAAACGGUUUCAGACCUCCUCCAUCUCCCAGUGUGCCUCCUAUUUAUUUGAACUAAUAAUGUGUAAACAAAACUGUGGCCUGUAAGGAGUAAAGUUUAGAAAAUAAGUGUAUGUGAAGGAAAACGUCCAGUACUCUGGAAAGGGGAAGACGAGAUGUUUGAAAUCAUUGUACAUUUGAAAUUAAUAUACUUUCACUUUGAUUGUAAUUAAGGGAAAGACAAUGUAUUUUAAACAGAAUUUCUUCAUGUAACUAUCAUAUUUUUUCUGUGUUCUGAUUAAUCUCUAACAUGCCACGGUGCAGAUAGUGUAUGAAUGGUUUGAGUUGUGACCUGAAAAGCACUGAUUUGGAAGAAUGUGACCUCCAAAUUCUUUAAUAUUUGAUUUAAAUUGAUAUAUGCAGUGGUGAUUUGUGAAACACUGCCACAGUGUGGGACAGUGUGUUGUUUGGUUUGUUUAUUGUUUAUGGUGGUAACAUAUGGUUAUGUGUAUUGAAGGCUUUCUGAAAAGGUUUUUAAAUGACCAGCCAAUGACCUGCUUAAGAUGAAACUGACAACUUGUUGUGACCCCACUAGACCUUUUGAUGUUUAAAAGUGAUUUCUUAAAAGGGGUAGAUUACAUUUUCUACACAGGACUGAAGUGUUUUUCUUUAGUCACCGGUCUCUAUAUGAACCUGGACAAUCUUAUCCAUCAGUUCCAGUGGUGGGCACAGCCAACCGAAACACUGGCUUUGAUAACCGCUAUGUCGCAAAGCUAACUAUAACACUAAAUAAAUAAACUAAGAUAUUUAGCUGCUAACAGCUUAAAACCCUGAGAGCUGGAAUUUUAUUAUGUUUCAGUACAAACAUGGAGUUUCCCAAAAAGGUUUAACAUGUCAUGAUCACGUGAUCAAGAUGUUCAUAAAUGAAGAAAUUGUGCUGAACAGUAGCUUUCAAUAUAAUUGACUUUAAAACACAUUAAAUGAAUAAGAAAUAAGAUUUAAAAGUGUACAUGCGAAUUAAUUAUCGAGCUGGUGCAUUUACACUGACCACCUUUUAUCUCCUCCAGCUAAUGCUUGCUACCUUUGCACAAUGUCCAUUUCAUUUGUUGGAUUCAUGUAGAAGCUUCCACAGGAACAAAUCUGUAUGCUUUUAGGGUUUGCAAACAUUUAUGACUGUUAAAUAUUCCUAAAAAAAAAAAGUUUGCAGACUUAAGGUUGGCAGAACUAAAUACAGUGGAACCUUAGUUUUAGAACUUAACUGGUUCCUAAAUGUUCUUAAACCAAAAUCAAAUUUUCCCGUAAUAAAUAAUCAAAAUGAAGUGUUUUUAUCUUAAUAGCAUUUCACGCAUAAAAGGCAGACAAAAUACAAAAAAUAUGCAUAGUAUCUUAUACAAAAUACUGUACAGUAAUGAUAAUAAAAUAGACUAAUUUCAUCUUACCUGUACAGAAGAGACGUGAUGGUGAAGGGGACGUAAGUUACUAUCCGUUAGGACUUUUCACCACAGAACAAGCUAGAUUGUUCCAGGUGUUGCAAUGAAAUUCUGGUUGGAUUUAAUGUUGUAUGCUAACUGUAUUAGCACUUUUAGCAGCUUUCCGUAGCCUCACCUAUUAGCUCCAUUUCAUGUAUGAUUAAUAGAAAAAAUACGCGGCUCAUAACUUUUAAUGUCCACAACAAAGUAAACUGUUAGAAGAAACACAGCAAAAAAAAAAAAAAAAAAAAGAUAAACACCUGAACACAAAACAAAAAUGACCUUUCAAGUUUAUUGGCGGAUUCCAACCCAACGUGCAUUACCUCCAUCUACUGCGGCGGCGGUGUUCGUGCACCAAGACUUUGUUCGAAAAGUGAUGCAUUUUUCAUUCAAAAAAUGUUCGUGAACUGAUUUCAUUAAGACAGCCGUUCUAAAACCGAGGUUCCACUGUAUAGUGGAUGCUAACUGGUCUGCUCAUAGUUUUCAAAGAUUGUUGAAAAGGCACAAAAGGUUAGCUUAACUAAUUAGCUGAACUGCACCCUCCACUGAUCAGUUCUCACAUUUACUUGAAUUAACUAGUUAUCUGACUUAAAGCAUUAUCAGCAUAGCAGAUAUUUUAAUGUAAAAUCUUGUAAAUUAGUUGUAGGUUGUAAUCUUGAAAAUGAAAGAUUGUUUAAUGGUGUCAUAAUGAGACAGUCAUUAAUGGUUAACAAGUGAAGGCUUUACCAUGAGAAAGUGGCAUGGUACUACAUAUGUAUUUUUUGUUUCAAAGCGCAAGUGCAUUUAAUAUAUUCAUUGUAUGCGUCUGGCGGUUGGAAUCAACAUUCUGUCCACUAAAACGCCUGGUUUGUGCAAGUUGCUCAAAUUGAGUAUGAUGUAUUUGUGGCAUUUGAGACGACCUGUGAGCAUUAUACGAGUAUUCAUUUAAAAAAAAAAAAGUCCUUGAACUUGUUCUGAUGCUAGACAAAACUACUUAUGUACAUAAAACUAUUUAUGGACUAACAGUUAAAUGAUUUCUUAAUGUCAGACGAUUACUGCUUCGUCCUGCUGAGCUAAUCUCACGAGUUUUACAAACAAGUUUUCUGAAGUCUGCAUCAGUUGAUCGGUUAGUUGAGCUUCUUGUCUCGUCUGUACUUGCAUGGCAGUGAGCCAAAUUGUUGGUUCACAUCCAUGGAAAUGCACAGUCUUCAGUGUGCCAGUAGGCACGCUCUGGCUUAGUGUCACGCUUUCAUGGUUGCAAUGUAAUAUACCAGAAUGGUGUGCUUCUGGCACACCAAAUUAGCCAUCAAGAUGUGAGACUCAUGUACUGCUCAUUUAGAAGCUAAACUUGCAGUUAAUUUGGUCAACACUGUUUGUUGACCAUCUUGCAGCAAUAUGACCAAAAUGUGACUCUUCCUUCCAACCUUACCGCUUUCGAGUUCCUUUCCCCAACAAGACUGUAAUUUAAAAAAUUGCCAUUAUAUAGAAAAUACACUUGACAUUGUUGCCAAUAGGGAGCCAAGAUUUAUAAGAUGAGAUUUAAUUUAUGUACAAUCAAUAUUUUCUAGGCUGAGGUGUUGUACUGUACUGUGUGAAUGAUUGCACAUAAUGGUGUAUAAGUGAUUUCUUGUGUGAUGAGUUGAUACUUUGCCUUCAUUCCUCACUCAGACCUGAAACCUUCCACUUCAGAGAGAAGAAAAUUAAAAUGUUCACAUUUUCAAA